AGUCAAAGUGGAACCGGAAGUCGAGGGGCGGGUCGAAGGAGGCGCGACCUCCAAAGCUCAUGGCGGGGUUGUUACAGGGAUCCGGCCGGUUCAUGCGGCUUCCGGGUGGUCAGCUUAGGCUCCUCUCGCCUCGAGGUUUCGGGGUGUGGGGCCCGGCACCGGGGACCGUGGGCGUCUUCCUGAGGCCACUCUGCGCGCAGCCGGAGAAGGGAUGGCGGGCCUGGGGGCUCCCCCGCGCCUGUCCGGGGUGCCGGCGCCUCAGCUCCGCGAUGCCGCCGCCGCCGGGGGCGCCAGGACCCGAGCCGAAGGGCCGCCGAGACCCCUCCCGCCCCUCGAAACCCGGGCCCGUUUCCUGGAAGUCCUUAGCUGUCACGUUUGCCAUUGGAGGAGCUUUAUUGGCUGGAAUGAAGCUCUUCAAGAAAGAGAAGACGGACAAGCUGGAGAAGGAACGGCAGCGAAGCAUUGGAAAGCCUCUACUUGGGGGACCAUUUUCCCUCGUAACUCAUACCGGAGAGCGCAAAACUGAUAAGGACUAUUUGGGUCAGUGGGUAUUGAUUUAUUUUGGUUUCACUCAUUGCCCUGAUGUUUGUCCAGAAGAACUAGAAAAAAUGAUUCAAGUCGUGGAUGAAAUAGAUGAUAUUCCAACUCUGCCAGAUUUAACUCCACUUUUCAUCACUAUUGACCCAGAGAGGGACACAAAAGAAGCCAUUGCAAAUUAUGUGAAAGAAUUUUCUCCCAAACUGGUUGGUUUGACUGGCACAAAAGAGGAGAUUGAUCAAGUAGCCAGAGCUUACCGAGUGUAUUACAGCCCUGGCCCCAGGGACGAAGAUGAGGACUACAUAGUGGACCAUACCAUAAUAAUGUACUUGAUUGGACCAGAUGGUGAAUUUCUAGAUUAUUUUGGCCAGAACAAGAAGAAUGCAGAAAUAGCUGGUUCCAUCGCUGCACACAUGCGGGAGCACAGGAGGAGGAGCUAGCCAAAGCCGCUGCCCCUGCACUGUUCUCUACUGAAGAGGAAGGAGCUCUGUCUCCCAUAGGAGACCGCUGACAUAUAUGUGCAACCUGCAGGAUGGCCUUCAAACCAUGAGGACAUCUAUGUAUUGGACAGGGCAUGCCACCCUUGGAAUCAGCCAGCGUGGAUUCUUAGAACUUACAGGUUACAACCAAAAGUCUUCCAAAUAGCACCGCAAGACUGAGGACCAAGUUAAUAUGAAGCCAGUAGAGUGGACCUCGGAGAAGGACACAGCCGAGAAGGAGGCAUAGUCCGUGUGUUUCCGGCCGGGCUAGGGCCUGCUCAGUGUUGCUGCCUCUCCUUUGUCUUGGACCCCUGCUCAUGCAGGUUGUGGGGCUGGAUUCCCAGGGAGAGUAUAAUGUCCGCAGUGCUGUUGCUUCCCCUUUGAAUCUGGUGGCUGAUGAAUUAGGCUCGCUGCCAUUCGAAGUUGAUCUUUACACUUGAAAGCUUAUGUGGAGUCGUCCUUGUUAAGAAAUAUCACUGUCAGUUCUGCAUUGCAUUCCCUUCAGCAGGUGCUGGUCUGACUAAUGAAGAGAGAAUCUAUUGUUUGGGGAAAACCAUUAGAUUUGUUUCUUUUGGGAACUUUUAUGUGAAUUUUAGCCAAAUGAUGUGCUAGGUUUUCAAUUACACAGCAAAUGGAAACCGAGUUCUUUUCUGCCUGUACUGAUUGCUCUGUGUGAAAUAAAUGUGUUUUCAGUUUUGCA
Myotis lucifugus (little brown bat) is the source of this 1716-nucleotide messenger RNA. RefSeq names its product protein SCO1 homolog, mitochondrial (gene SCO1). Gene Ontology annotation, biological process: mitochondrial respiratory chain complex IV assembly. Lineage: Eukaryota; Metazoa; Chordata; Mammalia; Chiroptera; Vespertilionidae. Bases 60 to 977 code for a protein of 305 amino acids. The transcript is spliced from 6 exons. The record is from RefSeq and is a predicted model, not a curated record.